Aspergillus sclerotioniger CBS 115572 is the source of this 1170-nucleotide messenger RNA. RefSeq names its product kinase domain protein. The coding region runs from base 1 to 1170 and encodes 389 amino acids. Gene Ontology annotation, biological process: regulation of mRNA processing; protein phosphorylation; spliceosomal complex assembly. Gene Ontology annotation, molecular function: protein kinase activity; ATP binding. The record is from RefSeq and is a predicted model, not a curated record. The transcript is spliced from 5 exons. Lineage: Eukaryota; Fungi; Ascomycota; Eurotiomycetes; Eurotiales; Aspergillaceae.
AUGUCGGCUUAUCGUCGAGCUCCUGCUAUACUUGCACGGGUUUUCUCGUCAAUUUCCAAUCAGGGAUCGGCGCCACGAACCAUGUCAUCCCCCUUCAUCCGGGAGGAGAAUCAAAGUCCGUAUUAUGAUCCGGAGAGAUACUAUCCUGCUCGUGUCGGAGAGACCAUCGGCAACCGUUACCGCAUCAUCUCAAAGCUUGGCUGGGGUACCAGCUCUACAGUUUGGUUGGCCAAAGACACGACUCGCUGGGCGUGGCAGUCGAAUCGAUAUGUGACCUUGAAGAUCACGAACUGUGGCAAAGUAGAACAAAACUCCGCCUAUGACGAAGUAGAGAUGUCGCAACAAAUAUCUCGUUUGCGAUCUAACCACGAGGGUAGAAGAUAUAUCCGACUCGUGAAGGAAUCCUUUGAAAUCCAAGGUCGGCUGGGAAAUCAUCUAUGCUUGGUGUUUGAACCAUUAAGGGAACCACUCUGGUUUCUGGGAAAGCACCUGGGGUGCAAUGGCGUGCCUCCGGCCGUUCUGAAGCCCCCUUUAAAAUCACUGCUCCUAGGUCUGGAUUGUCUCCACUCUGAGUGCCACAUCAUACACACAGAUCUCAAGUCAGAUAACUUUCUUCUGGGAUUCGAAGACCCUAACGUUCUUGAGAGCUACGUCCGUCAGCAGGAAAGUGACCCCGCUGCGUUCAAAGAUGGCAGUGGCCGUCCUAUAUAUCAGUCUCGACCUGAUUUCGGGCCGCUCGAUUUCAGCUCUGCUGUUUCUGGUAGAGUUUCAGUACCUCAUAAUCAUGAUAUCCAACCUCAACCCUUCUGCGCACCCGAGGUACUUUUAAAAGCAACAUGGACAUAUAGCGCGGAUAUAUGGAACCUGGGCAUCAUGCUAUGGGAGCUCCUUGCAGAUGAUGUUCUUUUCAAUGGACUGGACCCAACAAGCAACACAUAUUCUCGGACAACCCACAUCGCGCAAAUGAUCCGGCUGCUGGGCCCGCCUCCCCAACAGUUACUGGAGAGGGCUGACGAAGGCGUUUGUUCCCAGCUUUUCUCCAGUCGAGGUAUGAUUUUAUGUAGCUUCCAUAUCACAAGUACUAACUGUUGGCCCAGGAGAUUCCAAGUUCCCGAGUCUCAUCCCAUUAGAGGAGUUCAAUCUUCUAAAUGUCACGCCAUUUCUCCGUGA